This is a messenger RNA of Poecilia latipinna (sailfin molly), 1440 nucleotides long. RefSeq names its product tetraspanin 11 (gene tspan11). The coding region runs from base 231 to 1013 and encodes 260 amino acids. Gene Ontology annotation, cellular component: plasma membrane. The record is from RefSeq and is a predicted model, not a curated record. NCBI's taxonomy places the organism in Eukaryota, Metazoa, Chordata, Actinopteri, Cyprinodontiformes, Poeciliidae. The transcript has 9 exons.
GCUGCACUCGAACGCACCACUACAGCAGACAUAGGAUUACCGUGAAAGCAACAAGCUUGACCGGACAAAACGCCCACCGCUGCAGCGGCGUCCUCUAAGCUCCGGAGGGAACAGCAGGAACCCGAAGCCCUUUUUCCAGCGCUAAGACGGAUGCUCGACUGCGUAUGUCCCGUUGUCCGAGGAAGAGAGAAUAAAGUCGGUGUUCUCUGGAGCGACCUACAGCUAAGAAGAUGUCGAUGGCUUAUAAAGAUGACGAGGAAGACUGGUUGACAGUUUGCCUCAAGUACCUGCUCUUUCUGUUUAACUUUCUUUUUUGGGUGGGUGGAGCUGCAGUCUUGGGUGUAGGAGUGUGGACCCUGGUGGAGAAAAGUGACUACCUUAGUCUGUUGGCCUCCAGCACUUUUGCUGUUUCAGCGUAUAUCUUGAUCCUGGCUGGCGGCCUAGUGGUUGUUACUGGCUUCUUGGGCUGCUGCGCUGUUAUCCGGGAACAGAGAAGCUGCCUUUCCACGUAUUUCUUCUUCCUGCUGUUAAUAUUCUUGAUUGAGUUGGUGGCUGGCGUGCUGGCUUAUGUUUACUACCAGAGGCUGAGUGAUGAACUGAAGGAGCACCUCAACCAAACAAUGACUGAGAAUUAUGCUCAGCCAGGGAAGGAGACGAUCACAUCCGCAGUGGACAGACUGCAACAAGACUUCAAGUGCUGUGGCAGCAACAACUCUCAGGAUUGGACGCUGAGUGUGUACAUUAGGUCAGAGCGGUCGGGGGGCAGGGUGGUGCCCGACAGCUGCUGUAAAACCAUUACGGCCGACUGUGGCAGGAGGGACCAUCCGUCCAACAUCUAUAAAGUGGAGGGUGGUUGCAUCACUAAGCUGGAGCAGUUCCUUGCAGACCAUCUCUUGGUUAUUGGAGCGGUGGGAAUUGGUGUGGCUUGUCUUCAGCUCGCCGGGGCACUCUUGACAGCCUGCUUUAUCUAUCUGCUCUAUAAGGAAGAGGAAGAGGACUUUGGUGCAUUGUAAUUUGGCUCUAGAGCUCCGUGGUGCUUUUAAUCAAAUGGAUAGACAAGGUUGGAAGGUGCUGUGUGGAUAUUCGCCUGCAUGUUUGCCCUUGUUGGCAUGCAUGCUCUGUGCCAGAUAGAAAAUCUGCAGUCUGCAUGCACACAGAAUGGCAUCCAUUUUGUUGAUUUUUUUUUUUUUAUAUAUAUUUUUGUCUUUGUGCUGUUUAAAGCAUGCAUCUGCAUGGCUUUAUACGAAAAUACGCUGCUAAUACAUGUUGUUGUAAUGGGGAGUCAUGGAAAAAAAAAAAGGCUGCCAGUAAAUGCCUUAGUUAGAACUGUGUAUUCCCAUAGUUAAUGGGAAGUAGUUUGUCUGUUUUCACACAGCUCAAUGCUUUAAAAUGCCUUUGUUGUCAGAAAGGGGAAAGCUACAGUAAAUGAAUUGAAGCAAA